This is a messenger RNA of Dimorphilus gyrociliatus, 886 nucleotides long. Lineage: Eukaryota; Metazoa; Annelida; Polychaeta; Dinophilidae. The record is from the annotation of a GenBank genome assembly.
GAUGGCAUCUAAUGGUCUAAAGUGGUUUAUGCCAGAAAAUUUUGGAACACUUUGUAAAACAAGAAAACUUCUAAGGGAGCAGUUGAAGUAUAUUUAUAAUAUACAUUAUAAUGUUAAUACAUUUAAAGAAUUUGAGGAUAAAGAUGAAAAGAGUUUUAACUUUGAUCAAAUCAAUUUAAUUGGUGAUGUAGGAGUUAAUGACUUUAAGAAUAUGGGGAUUAAUCCUUUUAUUAAGAGUUUUUACAAACUGGAAGAACUAAAAGAGCAAUUCAAAAUUGAUAAAAUAAAUUUUUAUCAGAACCAACUGAAUUUAGAAAUGUAUCCUCAAUUAACUCAACUAAUUAAUGUUGUGGAUGAAGAAAAAGAUUUUAAUGAAGUUUUAAAAUCUAUCAGAAAUUUAACAAUUCAUGAAAAUGAAAAUAAGUUUAGCAAGUUAACAAAAGAUAAACAAGACUCUUUAUUUCAAGACUUGGAACAAAAUCUUUGGGAUAUAUUUUAUAAAUUAAAAAAUGACAAAACAAGUGAUAGAGAGGAAAUGGAAGAAGAAUCUCAAGAACAAAACAACAAUUUGGUAGAAGAUGAUGAUGAUGUUGAAUAUAUUGAAAUGGAAAUUGGUCAAACUGUUGGAGCUAAUGGAGAAGAGAAAGAGGAAGAACAAGUUGAGGAGGAUGAGGAUAGUGAAGAUGAGGAUAGUGAAGAUGAAGAGGAAGAUACUGAAAAUGAGGCAGAAAGAGAAGAUGUUGAGAAGAAAACAAUUGUGUAUUAUGAUAUUGGUGAUAGUGAUGAUAGUGAUGAUAGUGAUAGCAAUGAUGAUGAAGAAUUAGAAAAAGAUGCAGAUUUCAGAAUGAUAAUUAAAAGAGAAAUCAAUAACCUCACUCUAAAUUAA